Molecule: messenger RNA, 1149 nt
Organism: Rhizophagus irregularis DAOM 181602=DAOM 197198
Lineage: Eukaryota; Fungi; Glomeromycota; Glomeromycetes; Glomerales; Glomeraceae
Biological process (GO): farnesyl diphosphate metabolic process; ergosterol biosynthetic process
Cellular component (GO): endoplasmic reticulum membrane
Molecular function (GO): squalene synthase [NAD(P)H] activity
Source: RefSeq, a predicted model, not a curated record
AUGGAAUUUAUAACAUCAUCAUUUUACCCGACAGAAAUUUUAGCAUUAAUACAAUACAAAUUUCUUAGAUCAAAUAAUAAAUCAAAAGAAAUAUCAUCAUGGAGUGAAAGGAAAAAACGUUGUUAUCAAUUCUUGGAAAUGACCUCUGGGUCUUUUUCUUCAAUUAUAAUGGAAUUAGAACAAGAAUAUAGAGAUUUGAUUUGUAUGUUUUACCUUGUAUUAAGAGGUAUGGAUACUAUCGAAGAUGAUAUGACGAUUCCUAUAGAUAAAAAGAUUCCGUUACUAAGAACUUUUCAUGAAAAGAUUAGCCAGAAAGAUUGGAUUUUUACAGAAAACGGUCCUAAUGAAAAAGAUCGGCAAUUAUUAAUGGAAUUUGACGUUGUGAUCGAAGAAUUUCUUCUUCUUCCCAAAGAAUGUCAAGAUAUUAUUAUUGAUAUUACAAAGAGGAUGGGAAAUGGAAUGGCGGAUUAUAUAGAAAAAACCUCACAUGAUAGAUAUAGCAUAAUAACAAUUAAAGAAUUUGAUGAGUAUUGCCAUUAUGUCGCUGGAUUAGUUGGAAUUGGUAUAAAUGAUCUAUUUAAUGCUGUAGGGGCUAAAGUUCCUUCCACUUCGAAGAAUUCCAAAAUUAUAAUCUCUAUGGGUUUAUUUUUACAAAAAAUAAACAUUGUAAGAGAUUUUACGGAAGAUUUAAAUGAAAAUCGAAAAUAUUGGCCAAAACAAAUUUGGACAAAAUAUGUUGAAGAAAUAGAUGAAUUGAUUUUACCCGAAAAUAAAAUAAGCUCAAUUUAUUGUCUUUCAGAAAUGAUAUUAAAUACCUUGUUACAUGUAAUAGAAUGUUUAGAUUAUUUAUUUACAGUAAAAAAUGGGGAUAUUUUGAUUUUCGGAUUUGCUGCUAAACCAUUAAUUAUAGCCUAUGCCACCUUAGCUUUAACUUUUAAGAAUUAUAAUACUUUUGCUGUUAAAAAUAAGGUUAAAAUUCGAAAAGGUGAAGCUGCAAAGUUGGUCCUUCAGUGUACUGAUAUGUAUGAAGUUGCAAGACUUUUUAGAGAGUAUACUAAAGUUAUUUUGAAAAAGAAUAACGAUUCAUCAGAUCCAAAUUUUAUGCAAAUUAAUAUUGCUUGUGGUCAGGUAAAUAUCCAAUUCUUAUAA